Messenger RNA from Nannospalax galili (Upper Galilee mountains blind mole rat), 7230 nucleotides. RefSeq names its product transmembrane channel like 6 (gene Tmc6). The transcript is spliced from 21 exons. The coding region runs from base 402 to 2861 and encodes 819 amino acids. The record is from RefSeq and is a predicted model, not a curated record. Gene Ontology annotation, cellular component: plasma membrane. Lineage: Eukaryota; Metazoa; Chordata; Mammalia; Rodentia; Spalacidae. Gene Ontology annotation, molecular function: mechanosensitive monoatomic ion channel activity.
GUCCCUGCCCAGUGGCCCUGUGCUCCUACAGAGUUCAUGGGGGAGGCCCCCAAGGAGGUGGCCUUCGGGUUGAACUAGAGGUUAUGCAAAUUUAGUGUGUGGUGCAGGAAGGGUUAGGCCGGCAAAGGGAUGUAGGGGCUGAGGAAGGCUGAGCCUGCAGGUUAAGACGCCUAAGAUAUAUCCACCAGAGCACCCACAGGGACAGCUGCAAAGAAGCCUCCACUGAUCCCUCCCUCCGUGCUCAAUCCCACCACGUGCCUGCAUCCCCACGUCGCUGCUUGUGAAGGUGACGGAGCCAGGACUGCAGUUCCCGGCGGCCUGUGCGCAGACAGAUGGGGAGUGGGAGGUUCCAAGGCUCUGAGGUCUCCUGUCUGCAGACCAGCUGAGUACAUACCACAGAUAUGGCUCAGCAGCUAACUUUAGUCCUCAAUGUCCCGGAGACCACAGGGGACCUGGACCUGGAGCCCAGCCCCUAUGAAGAGAGUGACGUGCACGACUCCUUUCACCAGCUCAUUCAAGAACAGAGCCUGCGAGUGGCUGAGGAGGGGCUGGAGCUCUUGCCUUUGGCCCCAGGAAGUGGUCAGCAGACCCUCCCAGAACCUGAAGGUAUGCCCGCUUACAGCAUGGCCACACUUCGCAUCUUGGCCAGCAUGCCUAGUCGCACCAUCGGCCGCAGCCGCGGGGCCAUCAUCUCCCAAUACUACAACCGCACAGUGAGGCUACGGCGCAGGAGCAGCCGGCCCCUGCUGGGGGAUAUGGUGCGCUCAGCCCGCCCCAGCCUCCGCCUAUAUGACCUGGAGCUGGACCCCACAGCCCUGGAGGAAGAUGAGAAACGGAACCUGCUGGUAAAGGAGCUUCAGGGCCUGCCAUUGGCUCAGCGGGACCACAUGCUUCGGGGCAUGCCCUUGAGCCUGGCUGAAAAACGCUGGCUGCGAGAGAACAGUUGGAGCCCAAAGGGGAAGCGGAGGGGCCGAGGUGGGACCUUUUCCUGCUGCAGCCGGCUUGGAUACUCCUGCAUUCUGGCCCUGCACAGCCUGGGGCUGCUGCUGCUCUCGGGCCUGCACGCCGCCAGGCCAUGGCGCUAUGCCCUGAAGGAGAUUGGCGGCCAGUUCGGCUCCAGUGUUCUCUCCUACUUCCUCUUCCUCAAGACCUUGCUGGUCUUCAACACACUGUUGCUGGUGCCACUGCUGGCCUUUCUCGUGGGCGUGCAGGCUGCCUUCCCGCCUGACCCAUCGGGCCCUGUCCUCACCUUCUCUGGUCUGGAGCUUCUCACAGGUGGGGGCUCCUUCACACACACCGUCAUGUACUACGGGUACUACAGUAACACCACGCUGAACCAGCCAUGUGCCUCCUCAUGGGAAGGUGGCCAGUGCAGCCCCAGGUCAGGCAGCCUGCCUUACAACAUGCCACUGGCCUACCUCUUCACGGUGGGCGUGGCCUUCUUCAUUACUUGCAUCACCCUUGUGUAUAGCAUGUCUCACUCUUUUGGGGAGAGCUACCGGGUGGGCAGCACCAAGGGCAUCCAUGCUCUAACUGUCUUCUGCUCCUGGGACUACAAAGUGACUCAGAAGCGGGCCUCCCGUGUCCAGCAAGACAGCAUCUGCACCCAGCUAAAGGAGCUGCUGGCUGACUGGCAGCUGCGCAAGCGCCCCAGGGGUGCGUGUGGACGGCUGCGGCAGGUUGUCGUCCUGGUGCUGGUGUGGCUGCUGUGUUUGGGGACCACGCUGGGCUGUACAGUGGCAGUCCUCACCUUCUCGGAGGCCAUGAUCCAGAGGCCUGCAACUGGCCACCAGGAGGUGGAGCUGCUAGCCUUGCCCCUGGUGGUCAGCGUCCUCAACCUGGGCGCCCCCUACCUCUUCCGUGGCCUGGCCACCCUGGAGCGGCAUGACUCCCCCGUGUUGGAGGUGUAUGUGGCCAUCUGCAGGAACCUCAUCCUGAAGAUGGCUGUUCUGGGAGUGCUUUGCUACCACUGGCUGGGCCGCAGGGUGGCCACUCUGCAGGGCCACUGCUGGGAGGACUUUGUGGGCCAGGAGCUGUACCGGUUCAUGGUCGUGGACUUCAUCUUUGCACUCUUUGACUCGCUUUUUGGAGAGUUGGUGUGGAGGUUCAUCUCGGAGAAGAAGCUCAAGAGGAAGCGAAAGCCGGAGUUUGACAUUGCACGGAAUGUUCUGGACCUGAUUUACGGGCAGACACUGACCUGGCUGGGCGUCCUGUUCUCGCCACUCCUGCCUGCCGUGCAGAUCCUCAGGCUGCUGUUUCUCUUCUAUGUCAAGAAGGCGAGCCUGAUGGCCAACUGCCAGGCACCACGGCGGCCUUGGCUGGCAUCGCACAUGAGCACCGUCUUCCUCACCCUGCUCAGCUUCCCGUCGUUCCUGGGCACCGCUGUUUUCCUCUGCUACGCCAUCUGGCAGGUGAAGCCCUCCAGCACCUGUGGCCCCUUCCGGACCCUGGACACCAUGUAUGAAGCAGGCACGGUGUGGGUGCGCCGCCUGGAGCGUGUGGGCUCCAGGGCCUCCUGGGUGCCCUGGCUGCACCACUACCUGGUGGAGAACACAUUCUUCCUCUUUCUGGUGUCAGCCCUGCUGCUGGCUGUCAUCUACCUCAACAUCCAGGUGGUGAAGGGCCAGCGGAAGGUCAUCUGUCUACUCAAGGAGCAGAUUCGGAACGAGGGAGAGGACAAGAUCUUCCUGAUCAACAAGCUUCACUCUGUCUACGAGAAGAGCGGGCCUGGUAGAACCCAGGAGGCUACCACACCAUCUGCCCUGCUCGUGGACAGAGAGGACACCUGCUCAAACAGUGAGGGGCCUUGCAUGCUCACAAGCACCCCAACUGCCCCCAGUGACCAUGGCCCUGUAGGCUGAGGUGUAGACCGAGACCCCCACAGGACACAAGGAUGGGGCAGUGACUACUUUCCUUUGCAAACUCCUCAAGUUGAAGAUGCAGCUGCAAGGAUGGGUGAGGGUUUAGGUACCUAGAGGUCCUGUCCUACCUGGGACUCUGACUAAAUGGGUUUGUGUUUUGGAUGAGCUUGUGACCUGCACCUGCCAGAUGUGUGCAGGUGUAGGGACUUACUAGGACCACAGCUGUUCUUCCCUGUAGGCUGUGGAUGCUCAGCUGGGAGCUCAGGGGUUAGUCCUGAGUGGAGGGCGCCCUCUGCUGGCAGAGGGUAAACAGUCACUCUCCUGGGCAGGAUGAAAGGUCUGUGUGCCCAGGGUCAGAAGGCACCAGCCUGUGAUCUUUAUUGGGGCAGAAGGGGAAGAUGGAUUUAGGGACAGACUCAGCGGGGACGCGUGAAAAACCUUGGGGUGAGAGGCUCACAGCAGGGGAUCAUUAGUGCCAAGUCUUAAGAGGUGGACUGGGUUGCUGGACAGGAUGCCCUGGGGUGCAGAGGGGCUGCUUCUGGUUCCCUCUGGUUUCUCUGAAUCUGAGCCUGCAGAAGUGGAGUUCCAGGAAGAGGAGGGUCCCUGCUAUUUGUAGCCAUAGCACCCUUAAGUCUGCAGCUGUACUCACUGGGGAGCCACUGUGGGUGGAGAAAUGUCAGUAGUGAUGGGCCCACCCUUCAGCCUUCUCUAGCGGAGCCAGGAAUCACUCUUGACCAUCAGCCAUCUCCUAGCUGGCCCAGGGCCACUCCUUCCUGAGGCCAGUCCCACUGGAAGGUUCUGUGCCAUGUGGUGCCAUGGGCGGCCUGGCAGAUAGGGUUUCCAAGCCUGUCACGGCUGUUACGGACUGAGUGCUGCUGUCUCCAGGCAUGAAUACUGCUGAACGCAAGCUGAUGGGCAAUCCAGACUGCUCUACUACAUAGGAUCUGGGCUAAAUGCAUCCGAUGCCUUCUCUCAAGCCCCAGCCUCGUCCAUGGGGAGGGGACUUAAGUAACCUCCUGAGCCCACUGGUUCACUUUUCAAGAUCAGGACAAGCUGAGAAGGGAAAGGAUUAUCACAGUGUUUCACAGAAUCCCUGUGCCGUCCGUCUUCUGUCAGCCUGGCCCAGGUGUGGAAUGCAGUGACCCCAACAUGGAUCCAGGUGUUGCAGUGGAGGGGGCUGCAAAUGCAGCCAGCACCUGAAGAGGGCUGUGAUGGUGUGGGUUAGUGCCCUGAGCAAGGCCGGGCUUCCUGGAGAACUUCUGCUAGUGACCCAUGCCACCCUGGCCCACAUCUCGCAUGCCCUAUCUGCGGUUGGCUGGACACAUGUUCUCUGGACUCCUGCUGGAGGUCCUCCAGCUAAAAAUCUUUCCCUGUUGUCAGUGACAGCCGUACUGUACUGGCAGCGCUGGGGGGCUCACCAGCCUGGGUCAGCUGGCUGACCUUAGGCAUGCUCUUUGGCUGGUCCUAAGUUCCUUAUCUUAUGGAUGGGGCCACAGGAGCAAACGAUACAGCUCCUUUAAGUGCUUAGAGCCACACCUGGCAGGUGUACUACUAGUCACCCCCUCCCCGCUCUGCCUUUGAGUUUUUAAGAGGCCGGGAAAGAAGGGAAGGAAGGAGGGAUGAGUUAGCUACAUACAGACUGAGAUCAACUGUCAAGACUUGAAAAUUGCAGAUUGCUGCUCCAGGGAAUGGAGGCUUACUGGCAUUUCACUCUGAACACAAACUUCUAGGCCACUUACUGUUUUUGGAACAGAGCCUCAUAUAGCCUAGGUUAAGAAUGACCUCAAACUCCGGAUCCUCUUGCCAUCCAUCCCUUCCAAGUGCCGGCAUUACAGGUGUGUGUACUGUUGCUUCUUCACCUUUGGCGGCACCAGGCAGCUUGAAAACUAUCUGUGCCUGGGGCUAUCCCAGAGAUCCUCAAUGAAUACACAGUGUGCCUGGCUCUGGUACUCUAAAAGUUUCUGGGUGAUUUUAAGAGGCCAAGGCUAAGAACGUAUUCUGGACCCAGUUGGGCACCAGCUGUUACAAACGCAGUCACCUAAGCUGAAGGCUGUCCACAUGGGUGCUGGGUUUUCAGUGAUGGGCCAAGCUUGGAGGCCAGGGGACAAGCCUGUGUGAGGUCUUGUCAACAGUGACUCCCUGAGAAGCACUGGCCCACACAGUGCUACGGCCACCCUGCAAUGGCCUUCUGGGUCUUUCCAAAGUACUGUUGCUGCAAAGAACCUUCCUGCCUCAGCCGCCUUUCUGCUCCACUCUGCAUAGGCCAGCCACAGCAGUUACCACUCCACCCUGUGCCCCCGUCAGGUCAUGCCCACCUCCUUGGGCCUCUGCCCAUCUCACCACCUUGGCUGGUCUCGAGUGUUCGUACGCCUUCACUGUCGCGCCAUGCUGUUGUUGGACACCUCCAGUCCUACCGCUUCCUUCACCUUGACAUCUCACGAGGCCUUUCCUGACUUCCCCAUGCUGGAAGUCCAACAUGGCCCUGAUGGCCAGGGCAGGUGCUACCUCCUCCAUGAAGCCUUCUGUUCACUCCUGGGCAUCCAUCCUCAAGGAACUUGGAGGCUGACAGUGGCAUUUCACACUGGAUACUGCUUUACCUCUAGGCAGAGUGGAACCCACUCCUUGACUGGCCUCCUGGUCUGCCGUUCUACAACUGAACUGUUGGCGCUAGGUACACCCAAGGCCCUUGUUGAAGGUCUGGCCUGCAGUGUAGGAGGUUGCUGGAAGCCAAGUGACCUCGCCAGUUGCUCUGGUGCCGACUCUCAUUCUCCUUCUGGUCUUUGGUUUCCAAUGUAGCCAGGGCCCUCUCAGUGAUUUCCUCCAUAGAAGCCAGCUGCUCCUUCCUCUCCUGCGGGUCCCCAGUGGUAGGGUGGGGCCCAUCCUCAGUACAAGGUGGGUCAACCCAAGAGGGUGAAAGUGGAUGUUUUCAUUUCCUGUAGCCUGUGACUCUGCUGACAGUGCUGCUUCCUAGAUGUUUUGUGGAAAGAGAUCAAUAAAACAUUCCUGGCCGGGUGUGGUGGCACACGCCUUUAAUUCCAGCACUCUGGAAGCAGAGGCAGGUGGAUCUUUGAGUUCAAGGCCAGCCUGGUCUACAUAGUGAGUUCCAGGACAGCUGGGGCUACAGGGCGACCCUGUCUCAAAAAGACAAAAAAAAAAAAAAAACCACAUUCCUCUGAGUUGGGGUCUUGCAGCGCUGCAUUGCCUGGUCUGGCCUUGAACCCAUGGGCCCAGGCAGUACUGCUUCUCAGUCUCAGAUCGCUGGGACUAUGGGUGUGUGCCACUGUGUGUGUGUGCACGUGGACACAGUAUGUGAAUGUUCUACCAUUAUCCACAUCCCAGCCUCUCCCCUGGCUCCACCUGCUGUUGGCCUGGGUAACACUGGACCUCAGCUGCAUCUGGUUCAGACCCGCAGAGGAGGCCGUGAGGCUGUCAGUCUCCUGGACUGUUAUCACUGGGCUUCAAAUGUCAGCAGCAAAACCAAAAAUCAAAGGAUAAAAUGCAAGUCAAACAGCCAAGAGUCGGAGUUUACCAAGUAUAUAAAUGAACUCAUAAGGAGCCCAGGAGAUUUGACACAGCAGGAUCUGCCUCUGAAAGAUGAAAACAUCAAUGUGAACAGCCAAGAAAAAAAUUGCAAUUUAUUAAGAUUCAACAAAGCGUUGUACUUUUGAAAGCAACUUUCGGUGCAUGUUCAACAACCACAUUCUAUGAGGAGAGACGUUAAGAGCCACAAACUUUUUUUCUUAGAGUCACAGACAUCUUAAAUUCAAAAUAAAAGGUCCAAAAAAGAAAACAAGGGGGGGGGGGAGCCACAAAACUUAAACGGACAAACAGAUCUUUACUUCCAUCCCCAAUUUUAACACAUGACAAGUUUUUCUACAACUCGGUGCUAAACGGCAGCACGGCAAGCUGUACGCCUGGGAGCACGCACACGCACAUAUUUGAUAUACAUACUUGGGUAUACAUACAUCAAAUAUAUAGGACGCACGUAAUGGCGCUGAGAUGCAGUCACUCUGAGGGGGGCCGUUCCGCUGGAGACGCCACGAAACUUGAGACAAGUCUUGAACCCAGUCUGUGCAUAGUUCAUGAUCCUCUAGAAAACCAGCUUCUGUCCUCUGCAAUCGUGCAGGACUCUCUUCAUUAUUUUUUUGUUUGUUUGUUUGUUUUGAUAAAACCAUUAAAAAGCUAAUUAAAAAAAAUGUAAUGCACAAGUUUCCUGAUCGAGCAGGCAGGGAGUACAAUGUUCAUAUAUUUUAAACAUACUCGAGGCUUUGCUACUUCAUUGUCUUUCUUCCUCGAAAACAAUCAAAAUGUUGAUCAUUUUUAAAACAUAAAGCCAUUUUUAAUAUAUAAAGCACUCUUCAAACAUCUA